GCCCUUGAGCUUUUCGUGGCGACGAACAAAAGGAUCCAGCCGAGAUUCAAUCUGGUAGCGGAGCAGGUUCCGGAGGGUGAUCCCCGGGAUUUGACUCUCACGGUAACUCGCAGAUCCAGGACGAGAUUGCGUUUGUGUGACAGCUUAGUGCUGAUCAAAGGACCCGAGACCGCUUUGCUGAUCAGAAGAAGGACUCUAUCAAUGUCCCUUGCAGGAUUGAGGUAUCAGUCCGCGACCUUUGGCACGGCACCUCAAGAGACCAAGACCCGAAUUCGUGUGGAGUUCCUCAAGCAGAAGAUCAAGAAGAAGGUUUUGGAGCACAGGACCAAAUCUACGUCAACUUCACCUGAACGAGGACGUGCUGAGAGGAGUCCCGUCGUAGGACCAGGAGAUGGUGAUGACGCCCAGGCGACUGAUGCGCCUGGUGCACGAGGGGCUAGCGAUCCCGGAAGCCCUGAAGAUGGACAGACUGGACGUGAUGGACAGGGAGAUGGUGAGCAGGAGGAGGAGCGUUCUGACUAUGCUUCACCUCGUGUUGCACCUAGCUUCCCUGGCUCAGUUGAGGAUGAACAGCUUUCAGGGGAGAUCUAUUCCCGGAGGGCUGAGUUGGUGCAAAAGGUGUUGGAAGGCCUGGGAGGUGAUGCCUACCUUGCCGCUCAGGACCUUGGAGUUGAAACUUUGAUGAAGGAUGGUGGAAUUGAGACUUUGAUCGCAACUUUGAAGAAGAUGAUUUUCCCAUUAUUUUCCCUUUGCAAUCCUUGGAAAAGCCAAGGAGCUUUUCCGAGUAGGACAGAUGCAACAUGGCCCCUUGUCCCGCCAGACAGGGCAGUCUGUGACUUCCUUCAUUUCAAGACGACGCAGGUGGUGGCGCCAAGUGAAGGAGCUCGAUUCCAACAUGCUGAUUUCCGAUCAGAUAAGCGCCGAGCUUCUCAUAGAGAGUGCUGGUUUGACCAAGCAGGAGCAGCUCAUGAUCAGAACUGCUGCCAAGAACCAUAUACGUUUGAUGACUACGCAGCCAUCUUGCUUGAGCACCAUGGGAGAAUUCAUUUGAAGGAUUCCAGGUCCCUGGCGCCGCAGUACAAGUCCAGUACCAAUUACCCCCACAAGAAGGGACAAUCCAAAGGGUCGCAAAAGCCUUGGUAUGGAAGCAACCGCACAGCCCAUUGGUCAGAAGCCAUUGAGGAGACCUGGCAUGAGCCAGAGGAGUAUCACGGAGAAGAUGAGCACGACGAAAACUACGAUGAACAUGGGUAUUUGGCCCACAACGAUGAAUCAGAACAGCCCACUGAGUGGGACUACGUCGAAGAUGAUGACACCGCAGCUGCCUUGGUCGCCAUGGCCGAGUGUGACCACGAUGAGACACCAGCUGAAGAGCUGGAUGAUCUUGCAGAAGCUGCCCAACAGCUCUAUGUGGGUUACAUGGCCACUGGCACCCACAAGGGGAAGACCAAGGUUUCAAAGGCAGCCAAGCCUGGUGUAGGAUACAUGGCAAUCAGUGAUGAGGAGUCAUCUGCAGGUGAGUACGGUGUUUUGCAUGUGCGUUCACGUCAGGACUUGGACAAACGUGGAAGUAGCAAGUACACUGCACGUUUCUUUUGCAAGCAAUGUGGUACGUUUGUGGAUGAAAUGCCCCAAGCAGAAGCUAGGCUGCCCGAGAGGCAGACCCCGAGCACAUUGUCACCCAUGGAUGACCAGAUUGUUGGUCCUGCUUCGCGUGUGGUUGACAUUUGGAAUGAUGAUGGUGUUUGGGCAGUGUUGGAUGAAGGUUGGAGUUUGACCGCGGAAUCGCGGAUUUUGUGGAGCCCAACGCCUACAGGGUUCGCGCUGGCAGAUCGGCAGCAGCUUCAUUUGGCCUUUCCACAAGGUGAUGAUGUCAGUGUGACACAUGCCAAUGCAGCCGUGUCGUGGUCUCAGAUGUCUGGGAGUUGCAAGGGUGAAUGCCUGGAAUGCUGCAUCGCCAAGUGCCAAGAUGACGCCAAUCAAGGCACCAGUGCCCACCAGGACGGUGACCACGAGACAGGCACCACCAGAGUUCAAGCAGCCACCGCCUCCUCCGCCGCUGCGAGAGGAGCUUUGCCGGCAGCUUUUCCUUGGCUGGGCUAUGCUUCGUCGAGAGCUUCGAGUGUCAGUGCUAGCCGUCGGGAGGAAGAGCCACCCCCGACGAAUGAGCUGCUUGAGACCAUGAAGGCAACGCAGAAGCAGUUGGAUGAUCUGAAGAAGGAGAAGGAAGAGACGUCGCACAGACGUCGGCGACGUUCGCGCAGCCAUUCGCGCAUGGAAUCGGCGAGUUCAAGUUGGCAAGACACCUCUGUGGAGUUGCUGGACGAGCUGUACUUCGCCGAGAACAAGGGAUGGGGCUUCAAGGCAAAUCACGAGUCCAACAUCAAGAUCCUUUUUUUGGGAGAUGAUCCAGCGCCUCGUCAGUUCACCACUGAGCUGAUGAAGGGUGAAGUGCCAUGGACGGAAGCCCAGUCAAGGAUCAUGAUCUUUGCACCCGGCGAUGCGCUCACCGAGGAGGUCGACGAUGAUCUUGGUGAUGAAGCUGGCGAUGGAGGAGAUGGACAUCAGCCUGAUGAUCCCAAGGGUGAUGGCCCUGGUGAUGAAGAAGUGCCACCAGAAGAGCCAGAAGAUGAGAUCCAUGAUCCUCCAGACAGGGAACGCAACCGAGACUUCGACAAGCAGCUGACCGCACAACCACCUGGCCAAGAGAUCGUUUUGUCACCAACUUCGGAAGUUGAGGAUGACGAUGUGGUGGUGGAGCGUUGUGGCCCACCUGUGGUGGAAGCAAUGUACAGUGUCAAGUGUGGAGUCUCGUGCUGCACCAUGAACAAGGGUGAAAAACAAGCGUUUGUUGCAGGGUUGUCCAUCAUGAAUGAGCAAGACAGGGUUUUGACAGCGCUCGUGAGCCAGACCCCACUGGACUCACGCCACAUGAUUGUUUUGAAGGAUUGUCAUUUGCCGUGGAAAGCUCAUGAUGUAGUUGAGACCCUGGACAUCCAGGAGGAUUGGACAAAGACACGCAAGAAGUUGAUUGAAACAGUUUCCCAAAAGCCACCUGGGUUGAUUGUUGCAUAUGUUUCCAAAACCGACCGUUUGGAUUUGUUGGGAGAUCUUUGGAUUGAAUCAGACCUGUACAACUGUGGAGCUGUUGUGUUCUGCCCAUAUCAUGAGUUCCAUGAUAUCCACGACAUAUGCAUGUCCACCCGUGGUGAUUUGACCGUUUACCUGGCAGGCCCCACUGCAGCAGACCUUCAAGAGGAGAUCCUGACCUGGGAUCAGUGCCCAGGCAGUAUGACUGACCUGGAGGAAGCUGGAAACGUUGGAGUGUUGGAAGACUCACUUGACCCGUCAGCCCGUUUUCACCUGAACCAUGCAGCCUGCAUGGCAGCUCAGAAAGCAUUCGUGCACCUGGACCUGCGAAAUGCAGCUGUACAGGUUGGAUCAGCAGAUGAAUCCAAGACCCUGGCAUACUCACUGCUGAACAACAUGCCUGAAGUGAUUGUGUCUGGCCCUCAACAGCAGAAAUACCUGAAAGUUGCCGACGAAGCACCGUCGAGCUCAGCAGCAGGAACUAUGGUGCCAAAAAAAGUUAGACAAAAACGUGAAACAAAAGACAUCCUGGAACCCUCAGAGUUCGAGUCCAAAGAUAAGACGGGCAAGGCUGCCCGGUCUGCACCCAAGACGCCCGGAGCAUUGGAGGGAGAUGUCAUGAUGGCAGAUGUGGAAACGAAGGAUCACUGGAGAAUCAGUGACACUUGUGCGAUCCGAGUUAAUGUUGAGCCAAGAUUCAAGGCUUACAACCCCCUCCAUGAGGGAGGGGUGCCAGACGGAUACCUUGCUGGUUUCGCGUGCAAGGUGCGGAAGAUCUUCACAGAUGGUUCUGUUAAGGACUGCGAGACUGUUCUAGGUAAUGGUAGUCCAGUUGAGUCUCAGGCGUGGACCGGUUUCACCUUUUUCAGGAGGGCACAAGACCCUUUCCGCGCCAUGGCUUUGCUCGAAGGUGACGCUGGAGAGGACUUCGCUAAGUUUUCGGCAUUUGCUGCUCAACGUGUGGGUCCCGAUGCCGCUGCUGCAACACAGGAAGGAAAGGUCGCGAAGACCUUGAACAUCAACGAUGUCGAUGAGGAAACCCGUAAGGGUAUGCUGGAAGCAAGGCAGAAGGAAUGGGACAAGCACGACUUGUCAAUUGUGGUCGAGAGCGUCAACAAGGCGGAGAUCCGCUGCGACAGCCUAACGUCAGAACCGGAGUCGCAUCUAGUGCUGUGUAGCUAUGCUGCUACGCGUAAGCUUCGGCUCCGAACAGCGGACAUCACGAACGCCUACUUUCAGGCGGCUCCGAUGACGAGGUUGCUACUUAUGGCCCCGCCCCGCGGAGGACUGACAAUGUUCGAUGCUGAGAUUCCACAGAGGUUUUUAUCUGCGGAUGAACGCCGAGAUCCUGGCACAAGGAUUUGUGGCUUCUCAUGGCAGAUUUGCCCUGCGACAUACUACUUUUUCGGCAAGGACUUGCAUCUUGCCGCAAUGAUGUGCGCGCAUGUGGAUGAUCUGCUCUUCGCCUACAGAGACGAAGGCAAGGAAGCCGUUGAUGCAAUCCUCAACCGCUUUUCGGUUGGGAAGAUCGAAGAAGGUUCGUUCCGCUACUGCGGACGCCGUUUUUCUCAGGAUGAUGAUUACACGAUCCAUGUGGACGAGGAAUUGACUUCUCUCCGGGGUGUGGUAGGAGGACUGGCCUGGAUCAGUCGCUAUGGUUGGGCAGAUCUUGCAUAUCGAGUGAAUGAUCUUCAGCGGAUCCGAAGUGACUUCAAGAUCUCUUUCAAGACUGAUUGGAUUGAUUGGAACGAUCUUGCGGUCGUUACCUUUUCCGAUGCCAGCUUUGCAAGCGAAGCUGAGUACAAGAGCCAGCAGGGACGUAUCCACUACAUCACGUCCCGCAGUGAUGUGAAGUCGGGCGCAGAGGCAUAUGCUCUGCAGGGAUCGAUCAAGUCUGGAUACAAACUUCGAGCUUUGCUUUGUGAACUGACUGGCCAUUUGAAAACAGUCAAGGAAGGGUAUGAACAGAGUCAGCGUGCGAUGUUGCAUUUGUAUUUCACAGAUUGCCGCUCCCUGAGCGAUCACUUGUCAUGUGAAGUCGCACGUAAGGUGCAGGACAAGCGCUUGGGUAUUGAGCUUUCCGCACUGCGACAGGCUCUGUGGAUCAAUGCUGAGAAGACAUCCGCGAAGUACCACCCAGCAGGAGAUGAGAUCGAAUGGAUUGACACCGGCCGACAGUUGGCAGACUGCCUGACCAAGAGCAUGAAACCUGACUUUCUUGUCAGGGUGCUUGCUGCUGGGUACAUCAACCUGAAGAAGCC
Messenger RNA from Cladocopium goreaui, 5351 nucleotides. NCBI's taxonomy places the organism in Eukaryota, Dinophyceae, Suessiales, Symbiodiniaceae. The record is from the annotation of a GenBank genome assembly.